AUGGCAGACAUCCCAGCUCCCACUCCAGUAGUUGAAUGGCCGGAUUACAUUGACAUGCCGACGGGUGGGGAUGUCAUGACAACGGAUCUCAAUGCACUUUAUGAUAAAGGCGACCUUUGCUGGCUACUUAUUGGCUCAGUGCUCUGCUGGCAGAUUACUCCUGCAAUCGGUUUCCUCUAUGCCGGCAUGCACAGACGCAAAGCCGCGCUGACAAUGAUAUUCCAGUCUCUCUUCUGUGCCAGCGCCGUCGGCAUUCAGUUCUGGGUGUAUGGGUAUUCGUUAUAUCAGUCGCAUACCACGAACUCAUUCAUUGGCAAUCUGUCGAAGGCUGGUUUGCACAAUGUCCUUGCUUAUCCAUCUUUGGCGAACCCAGACAUCCCGGACGUACUCUAUGCCUGCUUCGGCUUCACUUUUGUCACCGCAACGGCGAUGGUUUUAGCUGGCGCUAUGCUCGAGCGUGGACGCAUGUGGCCUUCGAUGCUCUUUAUACUUUGCUGGACAACGUUUGUAUAUUACGUGCUGGCGCAUGCCGAGUGGAACCCAUCUGGUUGGUUAUACAAACUCGGAGUGUACGAUUUUGCCGGCAGCGGGCCGGUACACAUUGCCUCUGGUUUCUCAGCUCUGGCUUGGGCCGUCAUGCUGGGUCCGCGUCUCGACCCGCACAAAGAAUCGCAUCACCCCAAGAUGCUUCAUUUCAAGCCUCAUAGCCCUUUUCUGGUUUGUCUUGGAACAAUCCUCAUCUGGUUCGGCUGGUAUGCGUUCAAUGGGGCGUCCACCGCCAACAUCUCGAUCCGCUCCAUCUAUGUGGUCUGCAACACUAACCUCGCAGCAUGUGGCGGCGGCCUGGCAUGGGCUCUUCUCGAGUACAUGCACACCCACAAGUUCUCCAUUAUCGGGUUCUGUUCUGGCAUCAUCGCCGGUCUGGUAGGCAUCACUCCAGCUGCAGGCUUCGUACCCAUUUAUGUCGCCGCGCUUGUGGGUGCUCUGACUUCAUGUGCGUCGUUCUACACCGUUCGGUACAAGUACCUGCUACCCGUCGAUGACGGCCUCGAUAUCUUCGCCAUCCACGGUGUUGGUGGCUUCGUCGGCGACAUUUUGACUGGCUUCUUUGCAGCGAACUAUGUACCGGCCAUGGACGGCGUGAACAAUACAUACGAAGGAGGUUGGUGGGAUAGGAACUGGAAGCAGAUGGGGUACCAGCUUGCCGCGGCAUCUACAUGCGCAGCGUGGUCUUUCGUCGUCUCCAUCAUCCUGCUUUUUGUCAUUAACAAGAUCCCGGGAUGCCACAUCCGGGCUACUGAAGACGAUGAGCUGAGGGGUUUGGACUACAAGUACUUCCACGACGUCGAAUUUGAGGACGGCAUGAUGAUGCUCAACGGGUUUAGCCCGACAACACCGGGUUCAGAGAGGAGUGGUGUCGCAAGCUCGAGAGGUGAGAGGAGCCAGGAGGGGGUGGUUGUGUCUGCUGUCCUAGACAAGAGGGAUUGA
Messenger RNA from Ascochyta rabiei, 1488 nucleotides. RefSeq lists its product as uncharacterized. The record is from RefSeq and is a predicted model, not a curated record. Lineage: Eukaryota; Fungi; Ascomycota; Dothideomycetes; Pleosporales; Didymellaceae. Gene Ontology annotation, cellular component: plasma membrane. Gene Ontology annotation, biological process: ammonium transmembrane transport. The coding region runs from base 1 to 1488 and encodes 495 amino acids. Gene Ontology annotation, molecular function: ammonium channel activity. The transcript has 3 exons.